AAAUCGAAAGUGGAAGUUAUAAACGUCUAAUUAAUGGGUAAAUAUUUGUGUUGUUGCAUAGCACAGUCCUUUGAUAUUUGUGUAGACUAAUAACUUUAUUCACAUUCGUUCGUUCGUGAUAUAAGGUAGUAUUAAUUUGCAUUGGAACGAACUUUAAAAAUCAAUUUGAAAUAUUAAUUCUAUGUAUAAAUAUAUAAACGUGAAUAUGGAAAUUUCUUCUCGUAUACCGGAUUUACCGCCUAACAAGGAAUAUCACUUAUUUAUUUGUUAUGAACGGAAUUCUUUGUGUACUGUUGCAGAAAUUGUUCAAAAUUUGGAGAAAGAAGGAGUCGAUUGUUGCUACUUUGAGAGAGAUUUCGUUCCGGGAAGGUCAAUUACUGAUAAUAUGUAUGAUGCAAUAGAGAAAAGCAUGAAUAUGCUUAUUGUUCUAUCGGAGGAAUUAGAAAAUAGUUGUUAUUGUAUCGAUGAAAUUGACAAGGCAUUUAAUUUAAGAGUACAAGGACAGUAUAAUCUCAUACCUAUACGGAUCGAGCCCUGUUCUAUACCAGUAUGCCUACAGCAUCUCGUGUAUAUAGAUGUAGAAGAAGCCAUUGAUGAAGCACAUACAAAAAUAAUUGAUGCCAUGGUGAAGAAAGAUCGACAGAUUGCACUUAAGGAAGAUUUAAACGGGGAGUAUAUUGAAUUUGGAUUAAAGGCAAAUAAACCUUACUAUUUGCCUUUGACAAGAUAUAGAUUGAAGAUUACAGAAAAGGAAAGGGCAAAACUAUGGAAAAACCAAUUCGAGGUGUCAGCAGAAAUACUUCAGGAAGUCGGGGACACUUUCAAUGGAUCAUACUACAUAAGACUCCAUCAUGUUAUUGAUCACCAGUAUCUACUAAUGACGUUCGUGUUUUUGUUUUUCUUGAUACUCAUCAUGAUCAUCUUCUCAAUACUGGUGUUGAUGCUGGAAGGGGAAAAAACAGAUAAAUUAACAUCGGCAGAAAUGUGUCUUGCGGUUGGUUUACCAACUUGGUUUAUAUCAUAUACUGCAAGUAUGAUAGUCCUUGGUAUUUGUCAUUGCCGUAGCCUUAUGUUGUUUAAACUCGAAUUGAAGGUAAAAUAAUGAUAAUUUCUCAGCUCUUAAAUAAAUGAAAUAAAAUACAUUUUACGUAUUUUCAACGUACGUGUGACAGAUCAAAAUGACAUUUAAAUGACUCGUCAGUUGCGAUCAGCUGCAUGCAAUGCAUAUAGCAGGCAUACAAGUAUUGAUUGUAGCUUACCGUAAAUUAACCAUUACAAACAAAACCAAGAAUAUUUUAUUGUAUUUUCCUUUUUCACUUCACGGGUAAUUAAUAGAUGUGAUUAAGUACUUCCAAAUAGAAUAUUUGAAAAACCAUUUGUAAGAGUAAAAAUCAAUUAUAUAAUAUUGAACUGUAUG
Molecule: messenger RNA, 1417 nt
Organism: Ruditapes philippinarum (Manila clam)
Lineage: Eukaryota; Metazoa; Mollusca; Bivalvia; Venerida; Veneridae
Exons: 4
Coding region: 182-1102 (306 amino acids)
Biological process (GO): signal transduction
Source: RefSeq, a predicted model, not a curated record